UACACCUUCAUUGCAAAGGUAGAUUGCCUCUGGUCAAAGGCUUGGACGAAUAGAACCCAUACAAUCGUGUAAAAACCGAAGUAUAAACUGACAGGUCCUUCUCAGUAUUUCAAACAGUGUAUUCCUUCCUAACAAUUAUUCAUUUUCACGUUUCAAUGAGUGUCAUUCACCCAGUACGGAGGAAAGUUGUCGUUCAAAGAUUUGGAGAUUUUCACUUUGAAUUUCACACCGGCCUGUUAAAUUUGCCUUCCUUCUCCUUUAGGUUGACACCGGAUUUGCUUGAAUGGUAUGACGUGUGAUUUAAUCUUCAAGCCUCAAUGAAGCCUUGGCCGCAAUGGAGCCAAGUAUGUACCGUGUUGGUUUAAUUUGAUUCCAAGAAACUUAAAUGUCCUCAAAAGUUCCAGGUUUGGUGAAGCUCAGCUUUGCUUCGACUCAGUUUAGUGCAUCUUUUACCAGCAACCUUCCGGUCCUGAACGAUCAAUGCUGAUCUCCUGUCAAUCUUUGUUUGCCAUCAAAAUACUUUGAUGAGGGAUCAAAGCUGGCCGCAUCAUUAUCCUGAAAAUUGUACCCCAGGAGAGAAAUGAUUAGCUUAAUACCAAAGUUACUACGUCGGAGACGUAAUUUUCUAUUUCUCCUCUGUUCACUUGCUAUUGCCCAUUUUUUUGGUGCUUUUACACAUCCAUUUGAAUUAGAUUAUCACACUACCUUCUCCUACCCUUUAGAUAUUGAUAUUAAACCAUGUGUAAAUAAUUUAAAGACCAAAAUACCUAGUAAAUGUCCUAUUAUUAAUUCCUACAAUUACUCUUAUCUGUCUAGCUGUGAAUCAAAAUGUCAGACAGUGAAUGGCAACCUUUUGAGAUUAGUUUACAUUGUCAAAUCAAAAGUAGACAAUUUUGAACAAAGAGCAGCAAUCCGCAAAUCAUGGGGCUUUGAGAAACGAUUCUCUGAUGUGCCAAUAAGAACUGUUUUCAUAUUGGGUGUCGAAGAAACUAAAUCAACUUUGCAAAAGAAAGUAGAAGAGGAAUCUAAAAUUCACAAUGACAUCGUGCAAGCUGACUUUAUUGAUACUUAUUUCAAUAAUACUAUUAAAACUAUGAUGGGUAUUCAAUGGGCUGUCAGAUUCUGUAAAAAUUCUAAGUUCUACUUCUUCAGUGAUGAUGACAUGUAUGUAUCAACAAAAAAUGUCCUUAGAUUCAUAAGGAACCCUGUAAAUUACCCCGAUUAUCUAGAAAAUCCUAUUAUUUCUUUGCAAAAAGUCAGGCGUGAAAAAAGGAAUAUUGGUAGUCAGAUGAGUUCUAGUGUGGAAGGAGAAAAAACUUCCUUUCAUGAUCAAAUUUCUAGUUCAUUCAAUAGUUUAACUACCCGAAACUUAAAGCAAGUGCUUGACUUUGAACUGCCUGAUGAUGUCAAACUAUUUGCCGGCUAUGUAUUUUUUUCAUCUCCCCAUAGACAUUAUCCUAGUAAAUGGUACGUUACUCUAGCAGAGUAUCCAUUCCACAUGUGGCCACCUUAUGUCACAGCUGGCUCCUAUGUUUUGUCGUUUAAUGCCUUGACGGAUCUAUAUUUUGCAAGCUUUUUCACAAAGCAUUUUCGCUUUGAUGAUAUAUAUUUAGGACUGUUGGCUAAGAAAAUGGAUCUAGAGCCAUUCCACUGUGACGAGUUUCAUUUUUACAAAAAAGCCUACAACCAUUUCAACUAUAGAUAUGUAAUCACAUCCCACGGUUAUGAUGACCCUGAUGAAUUGUUGAAAGUUUGGAAUGAGCAAAAAUCUGCAGGAAAUGCUUGAAAAUUGUCUAAAAUUUUUUAAUAUCGGCUGUGUCAUCUUAGAUUACUUCGAAAACUCUUUUUUUUCUAUGUUACCUGUAUAUUAGUCAGAAUACGGUCUUCAAGUUUCUUCAUAAGGUAUAUUUCACUUAAUCCUAAAUUAGUAUCUCAACAUAUUAAAAUUUAGACGAUUAGUGACAUUUUAGACAGGGUCUUUGAUAAUGGGUUACUUUAUAUUCUCAACAGUGUAUAAUUGUAACAGUAACAGUUUUAAGUUUCAUAUUCGAAGUUAUUAGUUUGGGAGAGUAAAACAGCAGUUCCGAACCAUUUUACUAUGGACUGAAAAUGAUCUGAAGAAAUCUGUAAUUCUCUUCACAAAUGAUUGAAAUUGGCAAGAGCAAUUCAGUUACAAGUUGUCUAUGGCUACCCUCUACCCACUAGCACUCAAACAAUUGCGAUUAGGAACUAUAAGGAUGGAGAGUAUAAGGGUGCAUCUAUCAAGAUUUGUCGCUGAAUUGCUUCACUGCCCAAAAAAAUUUCAUUCUAAUAAGUGCUAAGUAACCCCUAGCAAUGAAAAGCAGCAAUAAAGAGGAUACUUUUAAGAUGGUUUUGAAAGUCAUUAAGAUAAUAUUCAAAAUGUUCUAAAAAAUACAAUUCUAGCCGUGGAAGAGCCCUCGUGCAUUUUAAGCAGCUAAAAAUGUGAUAAGUUUUUCUGCAAUGCCAAGUAUUAAUAUUUGUCAGAUAGUGUAUUAUUAAGAAUUUCUCCACUCCCAAAUAUUAUCUCUGUAUGCUUGCAUGCUUGCACGUAAGGAAGGUGCGUAAUUCUUGUCCAAAAGUAUCAAAUUCAUGUCUAAUUUUUACUUAAUAAAUCUCCAAAUACUAAACUAAUGGCCCUUCCACUUCAAUCAAAUCUUGAAUUUACCAUUUAGCAUUUUUUAGAUGAUAAGCUACAAUUAGUCAUUGAUCUAAUCCAUCCUGGUCCAUUUAUUAAGGUUUUACUCUUGAUUUUCUGGAUCUAACAAUUAUAUAAUUACUUGCAUGUAUCUCUCUAAUCUCUUCUUUUGCGACUGUGAUGCUGUGUUGCUGCAUGUUUCAUCACUCAUAAUAGAAUGCUUAUGCCUAUCUAGAUCUAUAUUCAGAGAGAGUUAGUUAUUUUUCAGAAUAGGGGGCUCUAGUUACUGAAACGAUGGACCAAAAAAGUUCAUCAUCUAUUACAAAAAAAUAAAUAUAAAAACUAUGCUUUCGCUUAAGGUCAUAAUAGCAGUUAAGUUUCUGGUAGCAGUCAAGUGUGAAUAUUUGAAACUAAUGUGCCUUUUUCAUAGUGGCAGAGAAUAGAAGUUUGCUCAAACACUCGAAAAACAUACCAGUUUUACUUUUUUCUUCAGAGUUAUUUUACACAGUGUGCUACCAGGGAGUCACAUUUUUGGUCUUUUUUAAGAUUUUGUGAAAAUUAUGCAAGGUCCCAUCUCGCAGAUGGCAUCAAUCAAAUGUGAAAAACUUUCCUCUGGCAUUUAACAAGAGCCAAAAAUAUUGUCGCCUUCUUGCUUUAUAGCUAUUUUCUAAACUUUAUGUUCAAUGCCUAUUUUUUGCUACCUUACAACGAGAUUUUUUUCUCUGCUUAGUACUCUGUACCUUGUACUUAAGUCUCAAUCACUGUAUCCUUUCGCUUUCACACUGCAAGGCCUAAUCAUGAAGGAGUAGAAGUGUCCUUAAUAACCAUUUAGCUUUCUAGAUAUUUAAGUCAGUGCCUAUCAAACCUCAUUUUUACUUUGUUUUUUGUUUUUCAUUUUUUCUCUUUUGCUUUCAGCUUUAAUUCCUAUCUCCACAUAAGAAUCGCAGCCCAAAGUUUGCAUAGGAGCAGUUUAUUAACUCUUAUGACAACCUUUGAAACAGUGUCCCUCUUUCCUUUUGUAUGUUCUUUUAGAUACUAAACGGAAAGGAAAAUUAUCAUCAUGUAUAGGCUGUGCUGUUAUCGGAGAUAAGCCUUCAUUGUUCUUAAAUUAAGUCAAGUUUGUCCGUGUUAGAGAGCCAAUGUAUUGUAACUCAAUUUUGGUCAGUAUGACUUAUAAGAGAAAUAUAUCUUAUUUUAUUUCAUCAUAGGUACUCAAUCAUUUACAAAAUCUAUAAGUUCGGAGCUAAGUCAAGCAAGCACUAAAUAAGGAGUUAGGUCAUGGAUUUCCUGAGAAACAAUGAUGUGUCAAAACUAGUGAAUAUACUUUAGUCACAAAGUAUCAUCUGCCAAUCAAUAUCGAUUGAUUUAGAUAUUAUUCUUUUUAAUGAAAGAAAGAGCCACGAUUUUUUCAUUCAUUAUUGCUAAAAUUGUACUUGAAUGGAACUCAGUUUCUCUUAAACAAUGUUUUCCCUCAAUGGCAGAUUAUCCAAUACAUUAAGAAAUCAUAGUAUUAAUUCAUUAAAAAAAUGAAUAAUGAUCCAUUGUCUCUCAGCUCGGUUUCUGUGGAAUGAGCUUUGUAAAUUAAGAAAGCUUUUUUUCUAAAUAUUUAAGAGGAUCUCAAUCAUAUUUUUACUUUUUAGUAUGUUAAUGUACUAUUUCUAUCAUAUUUGCACAUUUUUACCUUUUAUAUUAUAUAUUAUUAAAACAACAAUUUUGCUAACUUAGGUCAUUCUUACUCACUUUUAGUCUUGGUAGAACUUUUCAGUGAUAAAAUUAACGUGGUGGAAUUGCAAACCAGUUAUUGCGUUCUUAUUUAUACAAUAAAUUGUUGAGACUCCGUAGCCAAAUCAGCAACUUACAACUUGCAGAGUUUACAGUAUCAGUCCAUAAACAGUUUUAAAAAAAAAACUCUUUUUAUGCAAAUUGACCAUAUUUACUGUGGCCAAUACCAUAUAAGAGCAGUUUUUGCCAUUUUGAGAAAUAUGUGUUUGAAGUUUCGAAAUUACAUGGAUCCUUAUGGCCGAAAGAAAGUUUAAACUGACUUUUUAAUCCUUAAAAAAUUUGAAUUUGGGAGCGAAUUUUUUACAGAAUAUGCACUAAGACUAGUUAUACUUGAAAUAAUUAAUAUCUCGAUUUUUUCAAAAACUGCACUUAUGCUAAACUGUUGUGUCAAAUUAUUUACAGCAGCCAGUAGUUCAUCAUGAUGACCUGUGGGAUACCUAUAGAGAUGAUGAAGAAAGUCCUUGUCCAGUCAAUGAUGAUAACUGUAUUAGAUACAUUUAUAUAACGACCAUUGCUAUUCAUCAUUUUUAUGUUUUUCUUGUUAAUGGUCCAUAUUUGAUCAGUUAGAAGAUGGUGAAUAAUAUGACGCAACAUGCAGAUGUAUUCUGUUAUCACUUUUUUCCUUCAAAAUAUUGCACUAUGCUGUAGAUAGAGAGAGUGUUUCCCUUUUUUUAAAUAAGUUUCGCCUUUUGGUUCAAAGAAAUCAAGAUGAUUGCCAUCGUUUACUAAUACACUAAUUCUUUUUCUUCAAUUAAAACUUUUUUCAAGUUAAAAGUUUAACCACUGUAUCAAGACUGACUUUCACUCAUUGAAUAAAAACAAAUAAUUCGAA
This is a messenger RNA of Bemisia tabaci, 5270 nucleotides long. The record is from RefSeq and is a predicted model, not a curated record. Lineage: Eukaryota; Metazoa; Arthropoda; Insecta; Hemiptera; Aleyrodidae.